AUGACUCGCCAGUACUCCGGUUACACUCAACUGUCGGACGACUGCAGCAGCAGCAUCCACUCCUCCACCUCUGCCUCUACGCUCAUCCCCAAGCCAAAGAUCACCAUUCAACUCCGAAACAUCGCCGCCACUCCAGCAGUCACCUCUCCCACCCGAGCCAACGUCCUCGAGAGCCUGGUCCCUCUUUCCGUCAGUAAUAUCAUGCCUCGCAUCAUUACCCCUCCCAAGGAUCUUUCCUCUGAUUCCACCAAGGCUUCUUCUUUUUCCAGUGCUACUACUGGAGCGAAGAAGGAAGGUGAGGGUGAGCAGCAGCAGAAGGCGAAGAACUGA
Molecule: messenger RNA, 330 nt
Organism: Linnemannia hyalina
Lineage: Eukaryota; Fungi; Mortierellomycota; Mortierellomycetes; Mortierellales; Mortierellaceae
Source: the annotation of a GenBank genome assembly